AUGUCUGGACGUGGAAAGGGAGGCAAGGGGUUGGGAAAGGGCGGUGCCAAGCGCCACAGGAAGGUCCUUAGGGACAACAUUCAGGGUAUCACCAAGCCCGCUAUCCGCCGUCUAGCGCGCAGGGGUGGUGUGAAGCGUAUCUCUGGGCUGAUCUACGAAGAGAUUCGUGGUGUUCUCAAGGUCUUCCUUGGGGGUAUCAUCAAGGACGCGGUUACCUACACCGAGCAUGCUCGCAGAAAGACCGUUACCGCCAUGGACGUUGUGUACGCCCUUAAGCGCCAAGGUCACACCCUGUACGGUUUCGGUGGCUAA
Cyclospora cayetanensis is the source of this 312-nucleotide messenger RNA. RefSeq names its product histone H4. The record is from RefSeq and is a predicted model, not a curated record. Gene Ontology annotation, biological process: nucleosome assembly. Gene Ontology annotation, molecular function: DNA binding; structural constituent of chromatin; protein heterodimerization activity. The coding region runs from base 1 to 312 and encodes 103 amino acids. NCBI's taxonomy places the organism in Eukaryota, Apicomplexa, Conoidasida, Eucoccidiorida, Eimeriidae. Gene Ontology annotation, cellular component: nucleosome. The transcript has a single exon.